UCGAUCGAAGAAGGACUCAAUCCUCCUUUCAAUCAGUCUUCUGCAUUACCGAAUCGCGCAGAUGGUGAUGGAAACCCCAAAAGUGGAUUGCUGAGCUUCGGAGGGGUAGGCGGUAGCGGAUAUGGCAAACGCUGGUGGAGGGAAAAGUUAAACAUAGCGUUUUUGAUCUUAUUAUGUCUUGGGCUUAUUACCUGGCUUUUGUUGAGUGGAUUCUUGAAAGCACCAGAUGAAACUACCAUGGAAGAGAAUUCCAAUCCCAAUCUUAUUAUCGCAAAACAUGGUGCCGUUGCCUCCGAGGUCGUGAAUUGUUCACAAAUUGGUGUUGAUGUAUUGAAAGAAGGUGGUAAUGCCGUCGAUGCGAUUAUAGCUACCCAUAUUUGUAUCGGAACCAUAAAUUCAUGUGCGGCCGGUAUUGGAGGAGGUGGUUUUAUGCUCAUCCGCAAGCCUAACGGGUUCGCCGAAUUUAUAGAUUUCCGAGAAGUCGCUCCCUUAAAAUCUCAUCGUGACAUGUAUGUCAAAGACACCAAAUUAUCUAUAAUUGGACCAUUGUCUAUUGCCGUGCCUGGCGAAAUUCGAGGGUUGAAAUUAGCACACGAAAGACAUGGGAAGUUACCAUGGAAACGACUUCUCGAACCAUCCAUCAAGCUCAGUCGUGACGGAUUUGCUAUACCCGAGGAAUUGGCAAUUCGUAUGAAGAUGUACAAGCACGAAAUUGAAACGAACCCUGCCUUCCGUGACAUUUUCUGCGAUGCUAAAGGAAAAUUGCUAAAUGAGGGAGAUAUCGUUUUCCGUAAGAAUUAUUCGAGAACUUUGGAAAAGCUCGCUGAAGAUUACAAUGAUUUUUAUGAGGGUGAAAUCGCAAGGUCGACAGUUGCCGAGAUCCAACGCCAAGGUGGCAUAAUCACCUUAGAAGACCUGGCAAAUUAUAGGCCGGUGAUUCGCGAACCCCUCGUUGGAUAUUAUCAAGGAAAGAAGUUUAUAACUUCCCCAGAGCCCGGCAGUGGCACCAUCCUAUUAUUCUUACUGAACGUAAUAGAAGAAUUUAAGUUUCACAAGGAGGGAAGGAGUAAAGAGAAUGUGCAACGGAUGGUUGAAGCUUUUAAAUUUUCUAUUGCGAGACGUAGCGAACUGGGUGAUCCU
Messenger RNA from Acaulospora morrowiae, 1140 nucleotides. The record is from the annotation of a GenBank genome assembly. Lineage: Eukaryota; Fungi; Glomeromycota; Glomeromycetes; Diversisporales; Acaulosporaceae.